GGCCUGAGGAGCGCGCAGUGUGCUUUCUGCUGAAGCUUCUUGCAGGUUUCGGCAUGGAGGAAAUUUAUGCUAAGUUCGUGUCUCAGAAAAUUAGCAAAACCCGCUGGCGGCCAGUGCCUUCCGGGAGCCUGCAGACCACAGAGACCUUUGCCACGGGCUCCUGGGACAAUGAGGAAAAUUGCGUUUCACUGUGGUCUAUUGGAGAUUUUGGAAACUUGGAUUCUGACGGAGGGUUUGAAGGAGACCAUCAAUUACUGUGCGAUAUUAGACAUCAUGGGGAUGUCAUGGAUUUACAGUUUUUUGACCAGGAAAGAAUUGUAGCUGCUUCAUCAACAGGAUGUGUAACAGUUUUUCUUCACCAUCCAAAUAACCAGACUCUGUCCGUCAAUCAGCAGUGGCCUGCAGCUCAUUACCAUACAGGUCCGGGAAGUCCCUCCUAUAGCAGUGCACCAUGUACAGGAAUUGUGUGUGACAACCCAGAAAUUGUUACAGUUGGAGAGGAUGGCCGAAUCAAUCUCUUCAGAGUUGACCACAAGGAGGCUCUCAGAACUAUAGAUAAUGCAGACAGCAGUACACUCCAUGCUGUAACCUUCCUUCGAACUCCUGAGAUUGUUACAGUAAAUUCAAUUGGACAGUUAAAAAUAUGGGAUUUCAGACAACAAGGAAGUGAGCCCUGUCAGAUACUAUCACUGACUGGUGACCGAGUGCCACUCCACUGUGUUGACAGACAUCCAGACCAGCAGCAUGUUGUAGCUACUGGUGGCCAGGAUGGAAUGUUGAGUAUUUGGGAUGUCAGACAAGGUACCAUGCCUGUGUCGUUACUGAAGGCUCAUGAGGCUGAAAUGUGGGAGGUGCACUUCCACCCAUCCAGCCCAGACCACCUGUUUACCUGUUCUGAGGAUGGGUCCCUCUGGCACUGGGACGCCUCCACAAACGCGCCUGAAAAGUCUUCUCUCUUCCACCAAGGAGGAAGAAGUACUUUUCUGUCACAUAGCAUAAGUAACCAGGCCGGUGUUCACCAGUCUCUAGUUAGUUCCUGGCUCAGCACAGACCCUGCCAAAGACAGAAUUGAAAUCACAAGCUUGCUUCCCAGCAGGACUCUGUCUGUAAACAGUUUGGAUGUUUUAGGUCCCUGUCUUGUUUGUGGAACUGACGCAGAAGCCAUUUAUGUUACCAGGCAACUAUUUUCAUGAAAGUGAAAAAACCUAGUUAUCAUUUUUAACAUCUGUGCAAAAUUUUAUCACCAGAAAGUGGUAUUUGUAAGGAAACAAUAAACCGUUUGUUAAUAUCAGUGCCCAGUGUUGGCUUGUUGCUUGCUUCCUCCCCCAACACUUAUUAGAAUCUGAUCAAUGACUGGUGACA
Mus pahari (shrew mouse) is the source of this 1362-nucleotide messenger RNA. RefSeq names its product nucleoporin 43 (gene Nup43). The record is from RefSeq and is a predicted model, not a curated record. Gene Ontology annotation, cellular component: nuclear pore outer ring. Gene Ontology annotation, molecular function: protein binding. The coding region runs from base 54 to 1193 and encodes 379 amino acids. The transcript is spliced from 8 exons. NCBI's taxonomy places the organism in Eukaryota, Metazoa, Chordata, Mammalia, Rodentia, Muridae.